Messenger RNA from Scatophagus argus, 1921 nucleotides. RefSeq names its product monoacylglycerol O-acyltransferase 3b (gene mogat3b). Gene Ontology annotation, biological process: triglyceride biosynthetic process. Gene Ontology annotation, cellular component: endoplasmic reticulum membrane. Bases 680 to 1660 code for a protein of 326 amino acids. The transcript is spliced from 9 exons. Gene Ontology annotation, molecular function: diacylglycerol O-acyltransferase activity. NCBI's taxonomy places the organism in Eukaryota, Metazoa, Chordata, Actinopteri, Scatophagidae. The record is from RefSeq and is a predicted model, not a curated record.
AACACCUGUGCAGGACCUUUACAGAAAUAAGCCUUUUAAAUGGCAGGCAUUUUGACUUAUCAAAGCAAGCCCAGGUGUAAAUAAUAACACUGACUCUAUUCUGUCAGGCCUGUUCUCAAACUAGUGCGUAUUACAUCAGUUAAAACGUGAUAAACAGGAAAAACAGGAAAGUGUGUGAAACACGAAAGGAGAUAAAAAAGGAAGUCUGUUUGUCGCGUAUUACAUUUCAGAGGAAAAUAACAUCUCCGUGUCUGUGACGUCCCUGUUCCCUUAAAGCUGAAGAGUAGAAGCUGAACCGUGGGACCAGAAGGACGAGAGACACAUCACACAUAUCAUCAUACGAUCAUGACACCGUUGCAUGUCCUGUAGAGGACACUCCACAGAUCCAGUACAGAAAUGAUCCAACUAUAAAACUUUGUCAUGUCAUGCUGGAACGUCAAAGUAUCGGGGGAGUGGAUUUGUUAUCAGCAGCUUUCCGUGAUCUGGUCAAAGUGCAUGCUGCAUUUUGUGCUUUUGCUGAGCUGGUGACACUACAUACACUGAAAUCAACUUUGGAAUAAACCUUAAUAAGCCAAAGGUGUCUUGCGGUCUACAAGCUUGGGGGAUAACUUGUAUUUGUGUGCAGAUUAAAGAUCUUCCUGCCUUGGUUUUCCUGUCAGCUUGUUCACAAGUUGCAAGAAUGACUCAAGAGAAAAGCCAGAGGAAGGAGUUUUUAGAGGUAGUAAGUGUUCUGCAAUGGGUGCUAAGCUUUCUCUUCUUAGGAUUGGCUUGUAUCAUCUUGAUGGUGUACCUUAUGUUUACCUCGCUGUGGCCUCUUCCCACUCUAUACUUCAUAUGGCUGGUGACGGACUGGCAAACCCCUGAAAGAGGGGGCCGGAGGACAACAUUUGUAAGGAAGUGGAGGAUGUGGGAGCACUUCAGAGAUUAUUUUCCAAUCAAAUUGGUUAAGACAGCCGAGCUGAAUCCAAACAAGAAUUACAUCUUGGGUUGUCAUCCACAUGGCAUCAUGAGUCUGGGAGCCUUCGCCUGCUUCAGCACAGAGAGCUGUGGCUUCACUGAGGUGUUUCCUGGCCUGCGACCCACCCUGGCAAUACUGGCAGGGCUUUUCAGGAUACCACUCUUUAGGGAUUACAUCAUGAGUGCAGGUCUUUGUCCAGUCAGUAAACCAAGCCUCGCUCACCUCCUUUUUAAGAGUGGCAAGGGUAAUGCAGUUGUGAUUGUGAUUGGGGGCGCUGCUGAGUCUCUGGCAUCCUCUCCUGGAGUCGACACGGUGGUCGUGAAGCAGAGGAAGGGAUUUGUCAGGAUGGCUUUGGAGUUUGGGGCUGAUCUGGUGCCUGUUUACUCAUUUGGGGAGAAUGAACUCUUUCAGCAGGUGAUUUUCUCAGAUGGAAGUCUGGGUCGGAGGUUACAGGACUUGUUCAAAAAGAUUGUAGGUUUCGCCCCUUGUCUAUUUGUUGGUGGGCACCUGGCAUUCAUACCCUACAGGAGUCCAAUCACAACAGUUGUGGGAAGUCCAAUCUCAGUGCCAAAGUGUGCCACACCUACCGAGGAGCAGGUGGACCACUAUCAUAGACUUUACAUGGAAGGCCUGUGCAAGUUAUUCCAUGAACACAAGGUCAGCUGUGGACUUAGUGAAAGUCAAAAGCUUCGGAUCAUUUAAGACAUUUCUCUUCUAUAUGAACUGUUAACAGGGCUUCGUCCCUGUAGGUGUUUUCAUUAUUUAACAUGGAUGCUGUGAAAGCCGACGCCCGCUUUGUGAGAAUGCUGUGUUCACAAAGCAGCGAAAACACUCAGCAUGAAUAUAUUUGUCAUGAACCCAUUUUAAUGUGAUUACACCCGGAGGCCAUCUAAAGAUGUGUGAUGAAAAGGCAGAACAAGUCAAAUAAUAAAUACAAAAAAAAAAUAAAUGCAUAUUUUUUCA